Messenger RNA from Cordyceps militaris CM01, 552 nucleotides. RefSeq names its product ADP-ribosylation factor family protein. Gene Ontology annotation, molecular function: GTPase activity; GTP binding. Gene Ontology annotation, cellular component: lysosomal membrane. NCBI's taxonomy places the organism in Eukaryota, Fungi, Ascomycota, Sordariomycetes, Hypocreales, Cordycipitaceae. Bases 1 to 552 code for a protein of 183 amino acids. The record is from RefSeq and is a predicted model, not a curated record. Gene Ontology annotation, biological process: protein transport. The transcript has 4 exons.
AUGACUGGGUUGUUCAGAAAGGUGUACGACUGGCUGAUGCGCACGUUUUGGGCUCAGGAAAUGGAAGUCACGGUUGUGGGCUUGCAAAACGCAGGCAAAACCUCGCUCCUGCGUGUCCUGUCGGGAGGAGAGUUCACAGUUGACUCAAUACCGACAGUCGGGUUCAACUUGAAAAAGGUGCAGCAUGGACAUGUGUUGUUGAAGUGCUGGGACCUGGGCGGUCAGCCGCGAUUUCGAUCCAUGUGGGAACGGUAUUGUCGUGGCGUCAAUGCCAUUGUCUUCAUUGUCGAUAUUGCCGACAUGCCACAGAUUCCUGCAGCCAGGGAAGAGCUGCACUCAUUGAUGAGCUACCAGUCCCUUGGCGGAAUCCCUCUACUGGUACUCGGCAACAAAUCAGAUCUCCCAGAUAAAAUGUCGGUCGACGACCUGAUUGAUGCGCUGGACCUGGGAUCGAUACAAGGACGCGAGGUGUGCUGCUAUGGCAUCAGUGCCAAGGAAGAGACAAACCUCGACGCUGUGGUUCAGUUUCUUGUCAAAUGGGCAGGACGGUAG